AUGCAGGCAGUUGCAGACCCAGCAACGAUUUACACCAAGCAAAACUGCCUUGGCGGCGGCAGCUUUGGUAAAGUCUACAAAGGAGUCGACAAGCGCACCGGACAAUCUGUUGCAAUCAAGAUAAUAGAUGUCGAAAAUGCCGAAGAUGAGGUGGAGGACAUCAUCACCGAGAUUUCUAUCAUGUCCACCAUGAACUCGCCUUAUGUUACCAAAUACCUGGGCUCAUAUCUGAAAGGAUCCGAUCUAUGGAUAGUGAUGGAGUUUUGUGCUGGUGGUAGCUGCUCAGACCUUUUACGGCCAGGAAUUAUACCCGAAGACUACAUUAUGAUUAUUAUUAGGGAGUUACUGCUAGGUCUGGAUUACCUCCACAGUGACAAGAAACUACACCGGGAUAUCAAAGCUGCAAAUAUCUUGCUGAGUGGGAAUGGCCAAGUGAAGCUCGCUGAUUUUGGUGUCUCUGGUCAGCUUAGUGCUACUAUGACGAAGAAGAAUACAUUUGUGGGAACACCUUUCUGGAUGGCACCCGAGGUCAUUAAACAGUCUGGAUAUGACUACAAAGCAGAUAUCUGGUCCCUUGGUAUCACAGCUAUUGAGCUGGCUACUGGGCAACCGCCUUACUCCGACAUCCAUCCGAUGAAGGUGUUGUUUUUGAUUCCCAAGAAUAACCCUCCGACACUUCAAGGCAAUUUCAGCAAAAUAUUCAAGGACUUCGUGGCUUUGUGUCUUCGACGCGAUCCCAGGGAGCGACCCACAGCAAAGGAGCUACUCAAGCAUCCAUUCUUGAAGAAGGCCAAACGAACAACAUAUCUGACAGAGUUGAUUGAGCGACACGAGCGCUGGCAAGCCAUCCACGGACGUGGCACUCCAGAUGACGAUGACGAUCGUGCACAACAACCACCGCCGUCGAAACCUACCCCAGACGAUGAAGACUUAUGGGACUUUGGAACAGUUCGCCCGGCUGGCAGGAAUGCCGGUCUCCAAGCAUUGAGCGGUGCAGCAGCAAAUGUCCGCAAUCAAAGCCAUGAGCCAUGGUCCUCAGAAUCCAACCGAGUAGUUAAGAGUGAAAGUGAUGCGGUUGAAAACAAACCCAAAGAAACUCUCCGUAUCAAUUCUCCACCACAAUCUCCUACAAGGCAAAGGACUUCCAUACCGAAACCUCUAUCGUCCCCAACAAAAAUUCCGCUGCCUCAAUCUCCACAAAAGUCGCAACAGUCUCGUGCUUUUCCUGGAACACCAUCUCGCUUGGAUAAGUCUUCAUUAACCAACAAAGAUAAUGAUAGCCCUUCUACAAAAGACUACGAUAAAGCCCUUCAACAAUCGCUUGCUUCUGACUUGACCUUUUUGAAUCUUGCUGGGUCACCAAACUCUACCCCAUCUCGGCCACAGUCUCGACAGCAAGGAACUCCUACCCCUGCUCCUGCCGAGAAUAUAAGCCGCAAGCCAGUGGGCAGCCAAGUAUCGGCGCCUUACUCCCGGGUUGAACAACAGCCUCCUGCUAAUGUUCCCCCGGCCCCGAAUCCAGUUGUGCAACGGGUCGCUGGGCUCCCCGAACAAAAGGCUCUUCCUGUAUUUCAACCCCUACCUUCAUUGUCAGCGCCUCAGCCGUCCCGAGAAUUGGACUCAUCAAGAAACCCGGAGAACCGAAGGAGGAGCGUCGACUCUCAAAUAUCAACAAUAUCAACCUCGAGUAACCUCAUGUCUUCUGCAUCCAGUGCCGGCGCGAACGCUUUAAGUCGGGAGGUUAUCAUCCCAGCUCUUGACCAUGCGCUUCACUGCCGAACACGGGGUCUCAAUAAUACUCUAGCCAUAAUGGCUCAAGACCCCCAAGGAAUGUCAAAGGAAGCCGCACACCGCCAUCAAUAUGCCCAUGACCGAAUCAAAAGACUAGCACUCAAGGCUGCUAGCAUCUUCAAAGAGAUAGAUAGAUUGGAUCAGGAGGCACCUGUCGAUAUGGAAAUGGGCCAGUCAUCGACGAAUGAGGCAUUUAUCGAUGCGCUUAUGAGAUACUGCGAGGUUGAUACCGCCGAUCCUGAGGCAGGUAACUAG
Messenger RNA from Talaromyces marneffei, 2046 nucleotides. RefSeq lists its product as uncharacterized. The transcript has 4 exons. Gene Ontology annotation, molecular function: protein kinase activity; ATP binding. The record is from RefSeq and is a predicted model, not a curated record. Gene Ontology annotation, biological process: protein phosphorylation. Bases 1 to 2046 code for a protein of 681 amino acids. Lineage: Eukaryota; Fungi; Ascomycota; Eurotiomycetes; Eurotiales; Trichocomaceae.